Molecule: messenger RNA, 2087 nt
Organism: Astyanax mexicanus (Mexican tetra)
Lineage: Eukaryota; Metazoa; Chordata; Actinopteri; Characiformes; Acestrorhamphidae
Product: tripartite motif-containing protein 16-like
Exons: 6
Coding region: 26-1690 (554 amino acids)
Molecular function (GO): protein binding; zinc ion binding
Source: RefSeq, a predicted model, not a curated record
UCUCUCAGUCUAGAAGUGCAGGAAAAUGGCAGAGGCCAGUAUUUCAGUAGAUCACGAUCAGUUCAGCUGUCCAGUCUGUCUGGAUCUGCUGAAGGAUCCAGUGACUGUUCCCUGUGGACACAGUUUCUGUAUGGUGUGUAUUAAUGGCUGCUGGGAUCAGGAGGAUCAGAGGGGGAUCUACAGCUGCCCCCAGUGCAGAGAGACCUUCACUCCAAGGCCUGUUCUACGCAGAAACAACAUGCUGGCUGAAGUGGUGGAGAAACUGAAGAAGAACACAGAACUCCAAGCUGCUUCUCCUGCUCCCCGUUACGCUGGAGCUGGAGAUGUGGAGUGUGAUUUCUGCACCGGGAGAAAACUCAGAGCCAUCAAGUCCUGUCUGAUGUGUCUGGCCUCCUUUUGUGAAGCUCACCUUAAACCUCACUAUGAAGUUCCUGCUUGGAAGAAGCACAAGCUGGUUAAAGCGUCCACCCAGCUCCAAGAGAAGAUCUGCUCUCAGCAUGACAGACUGAUCGAGAUCUACUGUCGUACUGAUCAGAGCUGUAUCUGUUAUUUAUGUACAAUGGAUAAACACAAGGGUCAUGAUACAGUUCCUGCUACAACAGAACGAACUGAGAAACAGAAUCAGCUGAAAGAGAUACAGAAGAAACUCCAGCAGAGACUCCAGGAGAAGCAGAAGAAGCUGCAGGAGCUGAAACAGACUGUAAACACUCUUAAGCGCUCUGCACAGGCAGCAGUGGAGGACAGUGAGAGGAUCUUUACUGAGCUGAUCUGCUCCAUUGAGAAAAAGCGCUCUGAGGUAACAGAGCUGAUCAGAGAUCAGGAGAAGGCUGAACUGAGUGGAGCUGAAGAACUCCUGGAGAAACUGCAGCAGGAGAUGGCUGAUCUAAAGAGGAGACACACUGAGCUGGAGCAGCUUUCACACACAGAGGAUCACAUCCAUUUCCUCCAGAGUUUCCAGUCUCUCUGUGUCUCGUCUGGAUCUGAGGACUCUCCCAGCAUCACUGUCCAUCAACAUCCCUCAUUUGAUGGAGUGAGGAAAUCUCUCUCUGAGCUGAAAGAGCGACUAGAGGAAUUCUGCAGAGAGGAAUUCAGGAAAAUCCCUCCACAUGUUGCAGCAGGAGAGAUUUUACCCUCAGAACCAAAAACCAGAAAAGACUUUCUGCAGUAUUUCUGUCGGCUGACUCUGGAUCCAAACACAGCAAAUCGUUCUCUCAUUCUGUCUGAGAAGAACAGAGUGGUGAAGUGGAGUAAUAAAGAUCAGUCAUACUCUGAUCAUCCAGAGAGAUUUGAUGGCUGGGAUCAGGUGUUGAGUAAGGAGAGUGUGUGUGGACGCUGUUACUGGGAGGUUGAGUGGAGUGGAGGGUGUGUGUUCAUCUCAGUCUCAUAUAAAGGGAUCAGUAGGAAAGGACGGGGUCAUGAUCGUUUGUUUGGACGCAACAGUCAGUCCUGGAGUCUGAUAUGUUCUUCCUAUCUCUCUUUUUACCACAACAACAUUCAGACUUAUCUCUCAGCUCCUCCAUCCUCCAGAAUAGGAGUGUAUGUGGAUCACAGUGCAGGAACUCUGUCCUUCUACAGCGUCUCUGAUACAAUGACCCUCCUACACACACUCCACACCACAUUCACUCAGCCCCUCUACACUGGAUUCUAUGUUGAUUAUGGAUCAUCUGUGAGGUUAUGUGAUAAAAACUGAUCAUCUAUUAAAUUGUGGUCACUUUAUAAACAGAUUCAGAGAAUAACUCACUGAUUUAUUACAGUUUUUCUCAAUUGUUUACACACAAAUACUGAUACUUAAGACACAAUGACCACAACAUGUAACUCACGCACCAACUCCCUGAACCAAUUCUGCUAAACUACUAAUUCUAAGCUAAAUUCCUGCUUUAACUCAAAUUGCAGUUCUAAAACACACGUUUUUUGAAACACUACAUUUUUUUAGGCAUUUUGCACAAAUUUAAUGAAGAAAAUAACUUGUUUUCACAAGGAACACACUGUUAUUCAAAACUCUAAAGUGAGUUACUCUACUAUACACACAGACUCGUCACAUGGAGAAACACCUUUCACACAGAUUUACUAUCAGCAAUCAGAGCUUU